Molecule: messenger RNA, 3108 nt
Organism: Misgurnus anguillicaudatus (oriental weatherfish)
Lineage: Eukaryota; Metazoa; Chordata; Actinopteri; Cypriniformes; Cobitidae
Gene: st8sia6
Product: ST8 alpha-N-acetyl-neuraminide alpha-2,8-sialyltransferase 6
Biological process (GO): N-glycan processing; oligosaccharide metabolic process
Molecular function (GO): alpha-N-acetylneuraminate alpha-2,8-sialyltransferase activity
Source: RefSeq, a predicted model, not a curated record
AGAGAGAGAGAGAGAGAGAGGAGGGGGAGGGAGCUGAGAAGGCAGAAGCAACAGCUUGAGAUAUCUGGGGAAACACAGUGGAAAGUCGGAGCCGCAGCCGCUAUUAAAGGGAAGUGGGGCAGACAAGGAAACGUACAAGUAUAGUAACAAAGAUGCCUUAAGGAAGCGAGAGACGAGCGGAGGAAUUUACUUUGGGAAAGAAAAGAUCAGAAUGAGAAGAAAGUGGGAUGAGUCAUUGGAUUAGUUGAAGCAAAAGCAGCGGAUGAGACCCCGGGCCCGUCAGAGAAAGAGAGGGAGAGAGACUGACUGACUGACUGUGUCCAAAACCGGGUGCAGUAGUCAGGGCAGACACAGUUAUACACAGGCACGGUAAAAAAUAAGAGAGGAAGUCGUUGGCAGUGGCAGCAUCUGCAUCUGAAUGAGAGUUUACGAGAUGCGUGUCAGUGGAUAUGCGUGUGCGUGAGGGUGAACUCACGUUAUGAAGACUUUAAUGCUCUGGCUGCUUCCUGCGAUUUUUCUGUGCUCUUUUUUCAGUCUGGCCUUCUGGUUAUUUCUCUCCAACAAUAAUGUAGUCCCUCAUCCUUCAUCUAAGAUUGCCCAAAAAGGCUCAGAUACUUCAAAAUCGUGCAAGGGAUGCAAAGACAGUCUAUUAAUUGCCAAAGCAUUGGAGAACUACUCAACCGAAUGGAAGGCACAGGAGGGAAACAUUAAAAAGUUCAGGUCAACACUAAGCAGCAAGUGUCAUGGUGUGUCUAAGGCUGUGGUCACGCAGAGUAACACACCAGUGGGUUCAAACAUUGUCUAUGAUGGAGAGAGGAGAAAGCCACUGCAGGUGACACCUGCUCUGUUCAACAUCUUUGCUAAGGAGCAGCCGUUUGGAAAUGCCACAUUUCAAUCAUGUGCUGUGGUGGGGAACGGAGGAAUUUUGUCCAAUAGCAGCUGUGGAAAGAAAAUAAAUUCAGCACAAUUCGUCAUCAGAUGUAAUCUUCCACCACUAGGGAACGGAUAUGAGCAAGAUGUGGGCAACAAAACAAACCUGGUCACUGCAAACCCCAGCAUCCUCCAUGAGAAGUACAGCGGCCUGAUGGAUCGACGUCGUCCGUUUGUGGAAAGCCUCCGUCCCUACGGACAAGCCUUACUGCUGCUGCCCGCAUUCUCCUACGGCCACAACACACCCGUAUCCCUGCGUGCCUUUUACACACUAGAGGACUUUGGCAGAAAAGGUCCGCUGCCCAUUUUCCUGAACCCGGACUACAUGAGGAGACUGUCGAAAUUCUGGCGCGAACGAGGGCUCAACUCGGUUCGCCCCAGCACCGGACUCAUCAUGGCUAGCUUAGCGCUAGAGAUGUGCACUAACGUCCAUUUGUACGGCUUCUGGCCUUUCAAUAAACAUCCGCACGACGGUCGUCCGAUCACCAACCAUUAUUACGAUAACCGGGAGAGCAAAAAGAACGUGCAUUCCAUGCCAGCUGAGUUUGAACAUUUAUUAAAACUCCACAAGGAGGGCGUGCUGCAUAUACACCUGGGCGAGUGUCAACCCAACCGAAGGUAAAACAAGAGCCUUGCAAUAAACUUUGCCUUGCCUGAUGUACAUCCGUGUAUGUACAUCCCCACAGAAUACCUCUUCAUCUGAUCAAGAACUACACUACCAUGAAGCUGAAAGAAUUACGGCCUUGCCGAACAUGAAGCAGCUUUGAAUGUGAAUCUGUAUCAUUUGUAUGGCUGACUUAGCAGCUAUGAACAUUCAUUGAUUAAUUUUAGUUUUUUUUUUAAAUAUUUUGCACACUAAAUGAUCGGUUCAAAUGAAUGUGACGAUGUUAGCCUCUGAACUGUGAAGGAAUUUAAUUAGGAAAAUGCCUUAGAGGAGCAUCCUCCCUAAAGACCCUAUGCACUCCUUCACGCGUUUAUGCCUUAGUCAGCUUUUGACAUUGGUGCUCCUACAGCUGUUGCCACUUAUUUAUGUCAAAUGCUGGUUUGUUCUUUUUAAAAAUGAGAAAAAAUCUCAGAUGUGCACUAUUACUUAUAAUAGCAUGAGCACUGAAUUCAAACUCCGACAUACACUCGCAAACUUCCCUAAGCACUUUUUUGAAGUGCCUUUAUGAAGUCUAUUUAUAGGUAUGCUUCAGGCAGAUCCAUAGACCACAAUGCAACCCCAUUGCACUGUGCAUGUACUUUCUAUACUGUAAUUUACAAUGUUUUUGGGAUCUGAUCACACCUUAUUUUUCUUGCUUCUCGAUUUUGAGAUGAGUUGCAAGCACUCGGCUAAGAUCAAUGCUGAAAGUAGUUGUGCAACAUAAGCAAUGACGUACAUUCGAGUGAAUGAGGGGAAGAGCAUAAAGGGAAGUGGACUUGACCCCAGCCAUGAACUCUGAUAUUAGCUAAGGCUAUGUCCACAUUAGUCUGGAUACAUUUUAAAAUCUAUCUUUUUUACAUUUACACUCUGGAUAUUUGUCUAGCAAAAAUUAAGCUUUUAAAAAAUCCAUUCAACUUAACCAUUCAAUUUAGCAACCCCAAGUUUGACCUCGACCUUAAAUGCGUAAAAAUCACCUGACAGAAUUUAAACCAGCACAUGGUUUUUAAAUCCUGUUACUGCACAUGUGAUGAAAGCUUAAGCAUUUACAGAUGUGCAGUGUGGACGUUACUGAGCAGGUUUUGAAAAGCAUGUGUGGAGGUGUUUUGAAACAAAAACACUUUUCAUAUGUAUCUGGAUUAAUGUGGACAUGUGGGCUUAUAAGAUAUAUUGAGAAUAUCUGGAUGUUUGAAAACAUGAAGCAAGAAGAAAUAGGUAUGACUUAAAAAUAGAGGAGUAUUAAGGAUUCUUCACAGCGAUGGCAUUGAAGAAAUAGUUUUGGUUUCCCAAAGAACCUUUGUCAAAGGUUCCUGUAAGAACUUUCUAACCUUUUUAUAGUCUUUAAAACCUUUACCAUUACAAAAAACCUUUUGUGCAACAUAAGCUUUAAGGUUAUUUAUGGUACCAUAGUGAACCUUUAGGUACUUUUUUCUUUAGGACUGUAGUGGCAAAACCAAAUGUGCCAAUUUGAAUGCCCAGUCUGAGCAUGGAAAUUUACUGUGUUUGAAUGAUUAAUAAUUAAAAAAAAUUCAAAUAAA